CCUGAUUCCCAAUCAUCAGGCAUGACCAUCCGCAGGAUGAGCGCGUCCGUUCGCGCCAAUGUUGGGGAUGAUGAUAUUUUUACGACCCAGCAUCAAACCCGAACCCUUCGUCGCCGUUCAAGUCGCCUGUCAAAAUGGUUGGAGGAGUUACGGGUUGAUUCCCCCACCGUUCAGCAAUCGGGUAACCUCAAUAUUUCUACUAAUGUGGAAACCGUUGGAACUGAGUGUAAUCCUUACUUGGCGUAUCCUCACCUCAGCUUGGCAACUGUUCGUAGAAGCAUGGAUGAUGCCACUAGUAUGCACGAUUAUGUCGUAGUCGAUGAUGGCGACGUGCAAGAAUACAGUCUUCCUGAGGAGCCCACGGAUGUAAAGGUGCGUCAUCUAUGA
Suillus subaureus is the source of this 387-nucleotide messenger RNA. RefSeq lists its product as uncharacterized. The annotation marks the transcript as partial. The transcript has a single exon. NCBI's taxonomy places the organism in Eukaryota, Fungi, Basidiomycota, Agaricomycetes, Boletales, Suillaceae. The record is from RefSeq and is a predicted model, not a curated record.